AUGGAGAGUACGCGCAGAUCGUUGGAUAGAUCGAGGGAGUCGGGUCCCAAGAAGCCCCGAUUGAUUGACGAACUCAGCGCUCGACAGUUGCCUCAACGACAGCAAGGGUCCGGGGCAGUUGCUACGUUGGCGUCUACGAGAUUUCGAGCAAAUGACAGAGACUCCGAAAGCAGCGAUUCGGGUCGCGGCGGCGGCGGGUACCAGCCACAGCCUCCGCUGCACCAUGAGCUUGUGGCUCAGUAUAAGGCCGCGCUUGCUGAGCUCACUUUCAAUUCUAAGCCGAUAAUUACAAACCUGACAAUUAUUGCAGGAGAAAACCAGUCUGCUGCCAAGGCAAUUGCUGGCGCUGUGUGUGCUAACAUUCUAGAGGUUCCAAGUGAUCAAAAACUGCCAUCUCUUUAUCUCUUGGACAGUAUUGUUAAGAACAUCGGGCGGGAUUAUAUAAAAUAUUUUGCUGUCAGAAUACAUGAGGUAUUCUGCAAAGCUUACAGACAGGUUGAUCCUUCUGUCCAUUCAAGUAUGAAGCAUCUUUUUGGAACUUGGAAAGGAGUCUUUCCUCCUCAGUGUCUUCAGAUGAUUGAGAAGGAACUUGGGUUUGCACCUGCAGUCAAUGGUUCAGCUUCGGUAUCUGCUACAGUCAGGAGUGAUUUGCAGUCACAACGCCCUCCUCAUAGCAUCCAUGUCAAUCCCAAGUAUUUAGAAAGGCAGCGUCUCCAGCAAUCAAUCAUGUGUUCCUUGGAUGUUGAAACAGAACUGGAAGACGAAUUUGACGCUUUAGUUAAAAGAGUAGUUAAUGACAUGACUGGAGCUUUGUUAAACUCAAAUGAGGAUUCAGAGAGGCCAGAUAGAGCUUUGGGUGCUUCUCGACCAUGGCUGGAUCCUAGGAUGAACUUGCUUCAUAAUCAGCACACACAGAGAGAUGCAUUUAAUGAUUCUGUUCCUGAGAAGAGCAUUGAUGGAUCAUUUGGAGGCAGUCAAUAUGGUUCUGGUAUUUCAAGUAAUUUGGUCUCAGGGGUUGGAAGAACUGGAAGUAAAGUCAUUGAUUUAGGGCACGAGAAAACAUGGUUCAAAACAGAUGGUGGUGAUGCAGAGACCAUAUCUGAGAAAAAAAAUGGUUUCAGUCUCAAGCGUAGUUUUUCAAAUCAUGAAGCACCAAAGUCCAUGAAUUUAGAAGCACUUCGUCAGCCAAGACAAAGUAUAACUAACCUACGGAAAAAUGUGAUGUCAGGUAACUGGAAAAAUUCUGAAGAGGAGGAGUUCACGUGGGAUGAGAUGAACUCUGGUUUGACUGAUCAUGGACACAAUGUGUUGAGCACUGACUCAUGGAUGACAGAUGAUGAAAAUUUGGAAGGUGAAGAUCACCUCCAAAUCACACCCCCUUUUGGGGCAAAGGUUGAUAGAGAAUUAUCUUCUGUUAAGAAGAAACAAAUGCCUGGUUUUGGGGGCCAUCCACCUUCAUCAUGGCAAUUGCAGAAGCACCAGUUGAAUCUGAAGCCAAGCUACUCAGAAGGAUUGGUAUCCACUGGCUUACUGGCCAACGCAAGUUCUUUACCUGUCAAGAAGGUGAACCAAUCUUUUAUGUCAAAUGCAUCAGUAGGAAUGGUGAAAAUUGUAGAACAACAAUUUGAUUCUGAGGAAACCGAAUCCCCUUCUGGGCAGUCACCUUUGCCACAACAGUCUUCAUCACUGCCAGGAACAGUACACCACCCUCGUUCAAUGCAAAAUUUGGCUGAGCAAGAAAUGCCCCAGAAUAUCAAAACAUCUCAAUUUUCGGGGGGUUCAAUAAGUCAGCUCAUUAGAGAUCGUUCACCUACCCUUCAUCCCAUUCUUCAGGUUGGUAACAUGCGAAGAUCACAGGAAAAGGACCCGCAGGACCCGGUAUCUUCUGCAACUGCUUAUGUAUCAAAGCUUCAGUCACGGCAGCUGCAUUCUUCUCAGACUGAAGUUUCUGUUAAAACUAAGCUUCCCCAGUCUAAAGUUUGUUUAGCCAAAGAAGUUUCAGACCAGUCAACCAAAAAUAAUUUGUCAGCUGCAGCUGUCAAGAGUGAAAUCAUCUUCAAGAAAUCAGUUACCAGUAAUCUGGAUCCAAGGAAGCAUCCACCUAAGUCUGGGGUUCAGUCUGGUAGGUCUUCUCCUACCAAAUUAACUUCUUCAGGGUCUGUAGUGGCAUCGCCAUCUUUAUUAGAUCCUCUGCAUAAAGAUUUAUCUAUACUGCCAAAAAAACCUCAAGGAAAGUCUGGACAACCACCACAAAGGCUUGCUACUCAACCACCCGCUUCCUCUAACGUGAAUGGUGCCAAAAAUAAUAAUGUAAAUCCAAUCGCAAACCUUUUAAGCUCAUUGGUCGCAAAGGGUUUGAUAUCUGCAGAAACAGAACCACCAACUAUGGUACCAAGCGAGGUGUUGAAGGGAUCCAAAGAUAAAACUGUAGUCAUUAGCAACAGUAGCUCUUUGCCAGUUACAUCAGUUUCUGGUUCUGCAGCUGUCCCAGUAUCGUCUUCCAGAGAUGAGAUAGACGCUGCUACAAAAUCCUCUGUUGCCUCACCUCAAUCAACUAGCACGAAAAUCAGAAAUCUCAUUGGCUUUGAUUUUAGACCUAAUGUAAUUCGAGAAUUCCAUGAACCUGUAAUUAGGGAAUUAUUCGAUGAUUUCCCUCAUUAUUGCGAAAUUUGCGGUAUUAGGUUUAAACAAGAAGAACAGUAUAAUAGACACUUGGAGUGGCAUGCCACAAGAGAACAUGAUCUAAUUAAAGCAUCAAGAAGUUGGUAUGCUAAGUCAGGUGAUUGGAUUACUGGCAAGGCAGAAUUUUCAACUGAGUUUGAGUUUACUGAUUCAGUUGAUGUAUACGACAAAGAAACAGACAGCAGUCAACUGGAUGUGAUGAUUCUAGCAGAUGAAAAUCAGUGUUUGUGUGUAUUGUGUGGAGAGCUAUUUGAAGAUGUGUACUGUCAGGAAAGGAACGAGUGGAUGUUCAAAGGGGCCGUUUGCAUGAACUACUCAGAUAUCAAUAAUGAGAUGGAAAGUAGAAAUGUGGGUCCCAUCAUUCAUGCCAAAUGCUUAUCAGAGAACUCAAUUGUUACCAAUUUGGUAAGAAGCCUUGUCUGA
Sphenostylis stenocarpa is the source of this 3105-nucleotide messenger RNA. The record is from the annotation of a GenBank genome assembly. Lineage: Eukaryota; Viridiplantae; Streptophyta; Magnoliopsida; Fabales; Fabaceae.